Messenger RNA from Erythranthe guttata (spotted monkey flower), 487 nucleotides. Its product is annotated as protein NOI4. Lineage: Eukaryota; Viridiplantae; Streptophyta; Magnoliopsida; Lamiales; Phrymaceae. The record is from RefSeq and is a predicted model, not a curated record. Gene Ontology annotation, cellular component: plasma membrane.
UCUCCCUCCUAAAGACCCGUUCUGAAUUCUCUGUCUCUCUCUCUCUCUCUCUCUAAAAGAUAUUCAUUUGUCGUCUCUUUCAUCUGAGGCCAAAACCUGCGAUCUUUCAUGACGUCUCACGAGAAAGGUCGGCCACUGCCGAAAUUUGGUGAGUGGGACGUCAAUAAUCCAGCCUCAGCUGAUGGAUUUACAGUCAUCUUUGCUAAGGCCAGAGAUGAAAAGAAAGCUAAAGGCACUGCAGCAAAUGCUGCACCACCGCCAACUAGUGAAAACGAGCCUCAGCAAAACCAAUCUAAUGAGUUCCCGAACAAGAAAAAGUGGCUUUGCUGUUUCUAAAAGUUGGUGGGAGCAGUGAAAUCGGAAAGAUGGUGUGAAGAGAUGUAGAGUUCAAAGCGGGCGGAUUCAGAUUACAGACAAUUUGAAAUUUCUCCUCGCUUUUGUAAAUGUAUGUGUGAAACAAGUACAAAGAGAUUUCUAUAUUUCUACC